Diaporthe amygdali is the source of this 1737-nucleotide messenger RNA. RefSeq lists its product as uncharacterized. Gene Ontology annotation, molecular function: hydrolase activity, hydrolyzing O-glycosyl compounds. The transcript is spliced from 2 exons. Lineage: Eukaryota; Fungi; Ascomycota; Sordariomycetes; Diaporthales; Diaporthaceae. Gene Ontology annotation, biological process: carbohydrate metabolic process. The record is from RefSeq and is a predicted model, not a curated record. Bases 1 to 1737 code for a protein of 578 amino acids.
AUGUUUUCCAUCGUACUCUUUAUGACUCUGCUAGGAGUCAAUUGGGUGGUCCAGGCCAUGGACAACUCAUUCACUAAUCCCAUGCUGCCGGGUUGGCAUUCGGACCCUUCCUGCACCGGCGUCAUUGCCGAGCUAAACAAUACAGCAUUCUGUACGGCAUCAACAUUCUUAGCAACGCCCGGUCUCCCAAUCUACGCAAGCCAGGACUUGGUGAACUGGAAGCUUGUCAGCAGCGCACUCACCCGAGAGACACAAUUGCCAGAGAUUGGCAAUUCCACAGCCGGGCAGCAGUCUGGCAUCUUUGCGCCCUCAUUCCGCUACCGGAACGGGACUUUCCAUCUUGUGGUCGUCUCCGUGCUCGACGAUGGCAUCUUGGGAACCAUCUUUACAACAUCCGAUCCGUACUCAGAUGAGGCAUGGUCUGAUCCGCUCCGCUUCUCAGCAGCAAGCAUCGACCCGGACCUCUUCUGGGACGACGACGUGGACGGACAGGCCUACAUCACCUUUGCGGGAAUCCAGCAGGUCAAGAUUGACCUCAGCACAGGGGAGACCACCACACCAUACAGCAUCUGGAACGGUACUGGUGGAGCAAGCCCAGAGGGUCCCCACAUCUACAAGCCUUGGAAUGAUGGCUACUACUACCUGAUGAUAGCUGAAGGCGGCACUGAACUGGGACAUUCGGAAACAAUCGCGCGUUCGACCAGCAUCGAUGGACCUUACGAAGCUUUUGAAGGGAACCCGAUCCUGACCAACCGCAACACAAGCGAGUAUUUCCAAACCGUCGGCCACGCAGAUCUGUGGCAGGACGCUGAUGGGAAUUGGUGGGGUGUUGCGCUUUCAACGAGGUCUGGCCCGGAAUGGCUCAAUUAUCCAAUGGGAAGGGAGUCGGUGCUUUUCAAUGUGACCUGGGAGGCGGGAGGUUGGCCAAUCUGCCAGAACCCCGUGCAGGGGCAGAUGACUGGGUGGGACUUACCACCUCGGUCAGAAGAUCUACCCGGCGAUGGACCGUUCGUAGACGACCCGGACGUGGUGGACUUUGAGGAGUACUCAUCCAUGCCAAAGCAGUUUGUGUACUGGCGGUGGCCAAAGAGUGAGAAUUAUGUGGUCUCGCCGGAGGAGAAACCAAACGCCCUCAAGUUACUUCCCAGUGUUGCUAACCUGACCGGUGGCGAGGACUUUGUAUCCACCGACGGCAUCACAUUUGUUGGUCGACGACAGACAGACACCUUGUUCAACUAUUCUGUUGACGUGGACUUCGGCGCCACUACAGCCGAGCAGGAAGUAGGUGUAACAGCUUUCCUCACCCAGGACCAGCACAUAGAUCUGGGUCUCGUUUUACUUCCGUCGGACAACACAACAACAGGCUUGGACUAUUACCUCCGGUUCCGUGUCACUGGCACCGGCAACUAUAAGGGUCCAGCCAUCGACACAGUCAUUCAGACCGUUCCGCGAACUUGGUUUCAGCCUUUCCGGCUUGGUGUCCAAGCCAUCAAUGAUACACAUUACGCCUUCUCGGCGUCUUCGACGAUUGAUAGUGACAACGCAGUCAUCAUGGGGUACGCGCCUGCCACCUUGCUAAGUGGAGGCACUGGCCCAUUCACAGGCACUUUGAUCGGCGCAUAUGCAACAAGCAAUGGCGGCACAGGCAAUCUACCUGCAUACUUAAGCAGAUGGAGAUAUCAGGGCCUAGGACAGAAGAUCGGACCGGAUGACUAUGUUGCGUCCAAAACCACCUAG